Molecule: messenger RNA, 996 nt
Organism: Vicia villosa (hairy vetch)
Lineage: Eukaryota; Viridiplantae; Streptophyta; Magnoliopsida; Fabales; Fabaceae
Product: pectinesterase inhibitor 12-like
Exons: 1
Coding region: 185-748 (187 amino acids)
Biological process (GO): negative regulation of catalytic activity
Molecular function (GO): enzyme inhibitor activity
Source: RefSeq, a predicted model, not a curated record
CCAAAUCACAACAGAAAAGCAACCACAAAAAAAUAUAAUUUUAGCUUCUAUUAGCCUUUUGCCAGAGCAAGUUUUCAUUCACCAAUCAUCUUGCAGUAUCAGAUUCCAACCAAAAAACACCAAACUAACACUUCUAUAAAUUAUAUGCCCCAUCACAUUAUAAACUCUAAAUUCAUAUUCAAGCAUGAGAUUCCUCACAUACAUAAUAAUUUCCAUUCUCUUUCUUUCUCAAUACACAAAUGGCUCGAAGUCGAACCUUAUCGUUCGAUCUUGUAGAGAAGCCUCCAAGAAUGACCCGAAUUUGAGCUAUGAUUUCUGCGUUACAUCCCUAUAUGAAUCUGCUUGCAAGGAAAAACUACAUCCGAAAAAACUAGAAGAUCUCGUGAGCAUGUCAAUUCAACUAACCAAGUCCAAUGGAACAAACAUCAUUUCCAUAAUUUCACAUGACUUGCAAAACCAAACUCAUGGCGAAUAUGUGAAGGCUUGUUUAAAAGAUUGUUUUGAUCUUUACAAUGAUUCCCUUGAAUCUUUAGAUAAUGCUAUGGUUGCUUUCAAUACGUCCAAGGACUUGGACACGGCGAAUAUCAACGUGAGCGCCGCCUUGGAUGAUUCGGUUACAUGUGAAGAUCAGUUCAAAGAAAGGAAAGAGGAAAAUGAAACUUCUCCUUUAACACAAGAGAAUCAUGUUUACUUUCAACUCAAUGUAAUAUCUUUAUCUUUUAUUCAAAUGAUUCGUCAACGAUACUAGCUAGCAACACUCUUGAGAAGAAGCUUAUACAUAUGUUGACGUUGAUGUUAUUAUAAAUAUAUACUUCUUUAUUUGUAAGAAGAUUGUAUUGAGAAUGAAAUUGUAAGUGUGAUGUUUUUGAUAUGAAAGAAUAUAUAUUUUUUUUUUGAAGACAUAUGUUAGAAUAUUAGACAUUGGUUGUAUUAAUAUUUUUCUUGUAAGGUGUGUUCUAUAAUACAUUGCGUGAGGAUAAAAACCAAAGUUUUGGA